Messenger RNA from Odontomachus brunneus, 2656 nucleotides. RefSeq names its product segment polarity protein dishevelled homolog DVL-3 (gene dsh). The transcript is spliced from 10 exons. Gene Ontology annotation, biological process: canonical Wnt signaling pathway; intracellular signal transduction. NCBI's taxonomy places the organism in Eukaryota, Metazoa, Arthropoda, Insecta, Hymenoptera, Formicidae. Gene Ontology annotation, cellular component: cytosol. The coding region runs from base 1 to 2004 and encodes 667 amino acids. Gene Ontology annotation, molecular function: frizzled binding. The record is from RefSeq and is a predicted model, not a curated record.
AUGGAGGAAACGAAGAUUAUCUACCACAUGGAUGACGAAGAAACGCCGUAUCUGGUGAAGCUCAACAUAUCGCCGGAGAGAGUGACUCUGGCCGAUUUCAAGAACGUCUUAAAUCGGCCGAAUUACAAAUAUUUCUUCAAGUCGAUGGACGACGACUUUGGUGUGGUUAAAGAAGAAAUUAUAGAUGACGAUGCUCACCUGCCGUGUUUCAAUGGUCGAGUUGUGUCUUGGUUGGUAUCAGCGGAAGGUAGCAAUGUCUCAGAUGGUGCAUCCCAAUGUACAGACUCUAUGGCACACAGUGAAGCCAAGCAUGACCGUGUGGAUCAUGCGACUCCUGGACAUGGUAACAGAGGAACUGCACCGCUUUCACAUGAUGACACAUUGACAGAGACAGAAAGUAUCAUAAGUAGUCGACAAGGACACCAUUUGCAUAAAAGCUCGAGGCAUCAUUCGGAGAAAUAUGAAAAAUACAACAAGUACAAUGGACUUCGUAUAAAUGGUCAUUCAAAGCAUCGCUCGGGUCACGGGUAUGAAACUGCUUCCAUUCUCAGCUCGGAUUUAGAAACAACAACGUUUUUGGAAUCUGACGACGACGCAAGUAGUCGUAUCACAUCGACGACAGGCCGGCACACCAAUAUGAGCAGCGCGGUCGAUAGGGGUACUCUGGAUCGACGUCGACCACAGAGAAGACGGCGGCACAGAUUACCACCCAUGUCCCGAACAUCGUCAUUUAGUAGUAUUACCGACAGUACAAUGUCUUUAAAUAUUAUAACUGUUUCGCUCAACAUGGACACUGUUAAUUUUCUGGGUAUCAGUAUCGUUGGUCAAAGCAACAAGGGUGGAGAUGGGGGAAUAUAUGUUGGCUCGAUAAUGAAAGGGGGAGCGGUUGCUUUAGAUGGUCGAAUAGAACCCGGUGACAUGAUUCUUCAGGUCAAUGACAUUAAUUUCGAAAAUAUGUCGAACGACGAAGCAGUGAGAGUGUUGCGUGAGGUAGUACAGAAACCAGGACCAAUAAAGCUUGUAGUUGCAAAAUGUUGGGAUCCGAAUCCGAAAGGUUACUUUACGAUACCUCGUACAGAACCGGUACGUCCUAUAGAUCCUGGUGCAUGGGUAGCGCACACAGCCGCGAUACGUGGCGAAGGCUUCCCGCCUCGUCCACCAAGUGCCACAACAUUAACUUCGACGUCGAGCAGUCUCGCGAGCACGUUGCCAGAUACCGAACGUCCCUUAGAAGAGCUUCAUCUGACCGUCAAUACCGACAUGCCGACGGUGGUACGAGCAAUGGCUCGGUCCGACUCGGGAUUAGAGAUACGCGAUCGCAUGUGGCUCAAAAUAACCAUUCCGAAUGCGUUCAUCGGUGCAGAGGUUGUGGACUGGCUGAAUACUCACGUGGAAGGAUUUAUCGAUCGCCGCGACGCUAGAAAAUAUGCGUCGCUCAUGCUAAAGGCUGGCUUCAUUCGGCACACAGUGAACAAAAUAACAUUUUCCGAACAAUGCUAUUACAUAUUUGGUGAUUUGUGUUCAGCCAUGAGUAGCAUGAAAUUGGAUUGUGAUACGGUUGGUCCUUUGCCACCGCCGAACGCUUGGGACAUGCCUUACUCGGGAACGUACGCGCCACAUUCGGCGACAGGUUACAGUCCUAUGCCGUUCAAUUUUACAAACGAGCCCACCGUCUACGGUUACCAUCGAGAGGAGAGCGUGCACAGUGGUUCGGGUGGAAGCAGCGCCGGUAGUGAACGCAUUUGCAAGGAACCCAUUCACGACUUGAAAUCGUGCUCUUCGGCAUCAGAAUCAGAGUUGCAUAAUCCAUCGGUGCCAUCGAUGCCCAGCAAAAAUUCCGGCAACGGUAACGGAUCGAACGGAAAAAGAUCCAACGGUAGCCGCAGUCGUUCCAGUGGUUCCGAACAAUCUGUUCAAACAGGAACAGGCUCGGGAAAUCAGCAGAAUCAGCAAGACUUAUCUGACGAAGAAGACAUUUUGGAAUACCAGUUUCUACAUAAGUGAGGAUCUUUGUUAACGUAUACGUAACAUAACGAUGAUAACGCGAUUCGAACGAAUUGUCAAGGUACAUUGACUUUAUUAGUUGGAUGGGUGGAAGUAGCACACGCGAAACAUAUAUUUAUAUAUUUAAUAGGCCAAUUUUGAUAAAAUAUCAUAGAAAGUAAAAAAUUAAGAUUCUCGUAAUUAUGAUUUAUAACGGCUAUACACACAUAAUAAAAUUAAGACCGUAGAGGUCGUCGUGGCAAUUAGAAUUUGUUUAAGAAUGUUGACAUAACCCGCAUUAUAUUUUCCGACUGUUGAGAUGAUAUUGAUAAUUUUCUAAAAAAAGAAAGGAAAAAAAAUAUUGACUAAGGGAGAAAGUAAAAAAGGAGUAUAACAAUUCGACAUCAGAAGGCAAACUAAUACGGUUUACGUACAAUUAGAAAUUUAAAUUUUACAUAUGAUGUGAAGAACAAGUGGAAACGAGAUGACAAAAUGAAAAUUAUAUUUAAUAAGAAGAAAGGAGAAGAGAUUAUAGUCGCCCGUCGAUUUGUUUUCGGAUGUUACGAUGUAGCUUUUGUUUUUUUUUUCAAAGUUUGAUUCCAACAGAUCAUUAUAUUAUCAAUGGUAUGAUACGUAAAUAAAUUGUAAAAAUAUAAUUGUGUGAUUGAUAAAA